Mesocricetus auratus (golden hamster) is the source of this 5039-nucleotide messenger RNA. It is a transcript of the gene Dpp8, whose product is annotated as dipeptidyl peptidase 8. Bases 399 to 3077 code for a protein of 892 amino acids. Gene Ontology annotation, molecular function: serine-type peptidase activity; dipeptidyl-peptidase activity. The transcript is spliced from 21 exons. Gene Ontology annotation, biological process: proteolysis. NCBI's taxonomy places the organism in Eukaryota, Metazoa, Chordata, Mammalia, Rodentia, Cricetidae. The record is from RefSeq and is a predicted model, not a curated record.
UCCUCUGCGCCCGCGAGGCCGCGGUGCUCUGGCCGGCCGCCCUCGGGCCGCUUCCGUGGGGGCAGAGCGGGUGGCUGGGCCCCGCUGGCCGGAAGAGGAAGCGCACUCGGAUUGCGAGGCUGCCAACGUUCGCUAGGCGCCCCUGAACGCUGGCUGCUGCCCGCUCGGACUCGCACGUCCGUUAUCUUGAUAGAGCCUGGCUCGGGUUGGGAUGCCGGGGACGGUCCGGGCUUACGGAGGAGGAAACGGAAGUCUGCAAAGGCGAAGGGGUUCGCCUGAGGAUUGGAUGGUGAGAAAAGGGAAGAUUCCUGUGAGAAGAGAUCAGGAUGAACGGAGAGAUCUGGGCUUAAAGUUGGGCCAGGUGAAAAUGGUCUCUUUGAAAAUAGAGAUCUGAGCGGAUGAGAAUACAAUCAGGAAAAUGCAACAUGGCAGCAGCAAUGGAAACAGAACAGCUGGGUGUUGAGAUAUUUGAAACUGCAGAGUGUGAGGAAGGAACUAUUGAAUCACAGGAUCGACCUAAACUGGAGCCGUUUUACGUCGAACGAUAUUCUUGGAGUCAGCUAAAAAAGCUGCUUGCUGAUACCAGAAAAUAUCAUGGCUACAUGAUGGCUAAGGCACCGCAUGACUUUAUGUUUGUAAAGAGGACAGAUCCAGAUGGCCCUCACUCAGACAGGGUCUACUAUCUUGCCAUGUCUGGUGAGAACAGAGAAAAUACACUAUUUUAUUCUGAAAUCCCUAAAACCAUCAACAGAGCAGCAGUCUUAAUGCUUUCAUGGAAACCUCUUUUGGACCUUUUUCAGGCAACACUAGACUAUGGGAUGUAUUCUCGAGAGGAAGAGCUACUCAGAGAAAGAAAGCGAAUUGGAACUGUGGGAAUUGCAGCUUAUGAUUAUCACCCAGGAAGCGGGACAUUCCUGUUUCAAGCUGGUAGUGGAAUUUACCAUAUCAAAGAUGGAGGCCCACAUGGAUUUACGCAACAACCUUUACGACCCAAUUUAGUGGAAACAAGUUGUCCCAACAUACGGAUGGAUCCAAAAUUAUGCCCUGCUGAUCCAGACUGGAUAGCUUUCAUUCACAGCAAUGAUAUCUGGAUAUCGAACCUGGUAACCAAGGAAGAACGGAGGAUCACCUAUGUGCACAAUGAGCUAGCCAACAUGGAAGAGGAUCCCAGAUCAGCUGGAGUUGCUACCUUUGUUCUUCAAGAAGAAUUUGAUAGAUACUCAGGCUACUGGUGGUGUCCACAAGCUGAAAGAACUCCUAGUGGUGGUAAAAUUCUUAGAAUUCUCUAUGAAGAAAAUGAUGAAUCUGAGGUGGAAAUUAUUCAUGUUACAUCCCCCAUGUUGGAAACAAGAAGGGCAGAUUCAUUCCGCUAUCCUAAAACAGGCACAGCAAACCCAAAGGUCACUUUCAAGAUGUCAGAGAUACUUGUUGAUGCUGAAGGAGGGAUUAUAGAUGUCAUAGAUAAAGAACUGGUUCAACCUUUUGAGAUUCUGUUUGAAGGAGUUGAAUAUAUUGCCAGAGCUGGAUGGACUCCAGAGGGAAAAUAUGCCUGGUCCAUUCUACUAGAUCGUUCCCAGACUCACCUACAGAUAGUUCUGAUCUCCCCUGAGUUAUUCAUCCCAGUGGAAGAUGAUGCCAUGGACAGACAGAGACUCAUAGAGUCAGUGCCUGACUCUGUGACACCACUGAUCAUCUAUGAAGAAACGACAGACAUCUGGAUAAAUAUUCAUGAUAUCUUUCAUGUUUUCCCUCAAACUCAUGAAGAUGAAAUAGAGUUUAUUUUUGCGUCUGAAUGCAAAACAGGUUUCCGUCAUUUGUAUAAAAUCAUAACCAUUUUAAAGGAGAGUAAAUACAAGCGAUCCAACGGUGGACUGCCUGCCCCAAGUGAUUUCAAGUGUCCUAUCAAAGAAGAAAUAGCAAUUACCAGUGGUGAAUGGGAAGUUCUUGGCCGGCAUGGAUCUAAUAUCUGGGUUGAUGAAGCCAGAAAGCUGGUGUACUUUGAAGGCACCAAAGACUCUCCCUUGGAGCAUCACCUGUAUGUGACCAGUUAUGCAAACCCUGGAGAAGUGGUGAGGCUGACUGACCGAGGCUACUCACACUCCUGCUGCCUCAGUCAGCAUUGUGACUUCUUUAUAAGUAAGUAUAGCAACCAGAAGAAUCCGCACUGCGUGUCUCUCUACAAACUCUCAAGUCCUGAAGAUGACCCCGUUCAUAAAACAAAGGAAUUUUGGGCCACCAUUUUGGAUUCAGCAGGUCCUCUUCCUGACUAUACCCCUCCAGAAAUUUUUUCUUUUGAAAGUACUACUGGAUUUACACUGUAUGGGAUGUUGUAUAAGCCACAUGACCUACAACCUGGAAAGAAAUACCCCACUGUGCUCUUCAUAUAUGGUGGUCCCCAGGUACAGCUGGUGAACAAUCGAUUUAAAGGAGUCAAGUAUUUCCGCCUGAAUACCCUGGCCUCCCUGGGUUACGUGGUUGUGGUGAUAGACAAUAGGGGAUCCUGUCACCGAGGGCUUAAAUUUGAAGGCGCCUUUAAAUAUAAAAUGGGUCAAAUAGAAAUUGAUGAUCAAGUGGAAGGACUCCAGUACCUAGCGUCUCAGUAUGACUUCAUUGACUUGGAUCGUGUGGGGAUCCACGGCUGGUCCUAUGGAGGCUACCUCUCCCUGAUGGCAUUAAUGCAGAGAUCCGAUAUCUUCAGGGUUGCUAUUGCUGGGGCCCCAGUCACUCUGUGGAUCUUCUAUGAUACAGGAUACACAGAACGUUAUAUGGGUCACCCUGACCAGAAUGAACAGGGCUAUUACUUAGGAUCUGUGGCCAUGCAAGCGGAGAAGUUCCCCUCAGAACCAAAUCGCUUACUCCUCUUGCACGGGUUCUUGGAUGAGAAUGUUCAUUUUGCACACACCAGUAUAUUGCUGAGUUUUUUAGUGAGGGCUGGAAAGCCGUAUGACUUACAGAUCUACCCUCAGGAGAGGCACAGCAUCAGAGUUCCCGAGUCUGGAGAACAUUAUGAACUGCACCUGUUGCACUACCUUCAGGAGAACCUUGGAUCACGUAUUGCUGCUCUGAAAGUGAUGUAACUCUUAGAAUGCGGGUGUACACUCUCUAACCAAACGCGGAGGAUUAGUCAAUGGAGAAACCAGAGUUGAUGAUCGUACUUUGGUACCCGCCAUGUAAGAUGUACUUCUGAAAGUAAAUUUGGUGCCAAGCAGAAAUCUGCAGUUAAUGGAUAGUAAUCUAAUACCUUAACCAUGCACACAGAACUGAGUGACAUAUUUUCAAGAGAUUCAGCAGUACCACGAGGAUACUGAAAGAAGCAAAGCAUCAGCACCACAUUCACACUAGCCUAUUUUCACAUUCACUAGCCGUAUAAGUCUCUUGGACUUAAUUAGUGGAUUUUACAGUAUACUUCUGAGUUUUCUAAAAUAUGAUGAUAGUAGUGAUUGGUUUGGUUCAAUUCCAGGAUCUCUGACUAGUUAUGGAUUUGAUAGCACUUGCGUCUAAUUGAAUAGCUUAUGCUUCGUCACUUGGGGUGUAUCCAGCAUGUCAUGAACUAAUUACUAUUAAGCUUAUGACUUUCCCAGUCAUUAAUGAUUUUUCAAGGAUAACUUAGUGGCCUCCUAAAGAUACUUACUUGGGCUCUGACAAGUUUUUAACCAAUUUAAACAGCAUCUAGUAUAAGUACUUCUCCUUUUUCUUUAAUGAUAUGAUGGAGUGGGGUUUCCUUUCAUAUAAAGGCAAGUAACUAUGUAGCAUGAGUUUAAUCACAAGUCUCAAGAUGUUGACAAUUACAGGCAAAAAAAGUUUUUUAAUCAAAUUAUUUAAGAGCUUGAAAAUUAGCAGGCAAGUUUUUUUGUCCUUUUAGGGACAGAAAAUGUACACAUUCAUUUGUAUUCUGAAAAUGUAAUGGUGCCCAUUUUCAUUUGGUCUUUCCUUACUAAAAUGUUCCAGAGUUUCCAGGCGGUAGAAGGAUUACAGUGGGAGUGGGGAGACCCUGGUGCAAGGAGUGAUGGGAAAGGAGGCAGCGAGGCUCUGCUUAAGAACUGAGCAGAGAUAGUUCUGCAGAAAUACUCAUGAGAAAACCUGGGUAAUGUAAACUUCCUGAGUGGCUGGGAACCAGAACUAGGAAGUCAGGCUUUGCCAGUACAGCUACAUGGUCAGCAUUCGGAGGAGUACUUUUAUAAUUCCAGCUUUUUGUUAUUUUUCUUUUCAACUUUAGAAACCUUGCAAAUCUAAACUGUAACUUUUUUGUUUGGUUGUUUUUUUUUUUUUUGGUUUCUCAUGACAGGGUUUCUCUGUGUAGCUUUGGAGCCUGUCCUGGAACUUGCUCUGUAGACCAGGCUGGCCUUGAAGUCACCGAGAUCUGCCUGCGUCUGCCUCUGAGUGCUGAGAUUAAAGGUGGCAUGCACCACCAUGACCCAAACUUUUUAUUUGAAUGUAACUUAGAUAUAGAUAGCUUAAAAUAAAAAGUUUCCAGACCACUUGUUUGCCGUAAACUAAUCCCUGACAAACCAUGACGCUCUCAGUGUUGAAGGCCUAUCAACAGUUUUUUAAUCGGCCAUGACAUCCUCCUGGUUUAGCCUUCCUGCUUAACUAUGAAGGGAAUACAUGAGCUUUCAACUGCUGGUUGGUGUCUGCCCUUUAGGGCCUUCCAGUAUUAGAUGGGUCCCACUGGAGCCAGGCACCUGUGGGUUUGACCCUUUUUAAUCACAAACUUCAGUGUUUAGGAAUAGUAAUUUUAAAAUCACUCCAAGAAAACUUGCUGUGUUUUUCCAUACCACAGCCGGUCCCUUCCGAAGAGCAAUCUGUGUUAGUGAGGAUGAUAGCAGUCGGAUCAGAGGUGGUUGGUGCAGGUGACCAUGGGGAAGGGAGGGCUGGUAUCUGCUGGCUGUGUAUUUAUGCUGUAUGAUAGAGUCCACAUUUUUUCUUAUUGUCUAUCUAUUUUGAUUUUCAUGCUUAUGACAUUUUCUCGUGCCAAAAUUUGUUUAUAUUUUUCAAAGUUAAAUUAAACUGAUUUGGGUAACUUUCCUUCCCCAACAAAA